AUGAAGCAGCAGAAACUAUCUGCCUGGAAACCUACACUAACAUGUGGUUCCUUGUCACUACUCUUCCUCUUCAUGGCUUCUCUGUACAUCCCUAUUGGGGCCGUUCUAGUUUAUUACAAUUAUCAAAUUAAUGAAAUGGAGAUUUUUUAUUCAGAUAGCAAGAAGUGCAUAUUUAAUUCGGAGUUAUCAUCUAAUUUGUCGGCUUGUGAUAAAAUGUUUUCUGGGGGUGUUUCUACAGGCUGUGUGUGUUCUGUUCAGUUUGAGUUGCCAUAUCAAUUCAGGGGAAGUGUGUUCAUGUACUACGUGCUGACAAACUUCUACCAAAACCAUCGAAAGUACAUCAAAUCCUACGACCCAAUGCAGUUGGUUGGCAAAAACCCCGACAAAGAAUCAUGUAGCCCAUUCGUGAAAGAUCCCAAGACUCACAAGAUCUAUGCUCCUUGCGGUGCAAUUGCCAACAGUAUGUUUAAUGACACGUUUCAACUGCUGUACCAUCCGGAUCUUGGAGAUCCCAUGCAAAUUCCCAUUAUGAGAGAUAACAUUGCUUGGGAUACAGAUAGGAAGUAUAAAUAUAAAAAUCCCAAAUCUUGGAAAGACACUACAAAGCCUGCUUUUUGGACCCAACCAGUUACAUCCCUGGAUCCCAACAACUCGAAAAACAAUGGCUACCAGAACGAACCCCUAAUCGUCUGGAUGAGGACGGCUGCCUUUCCUACAUUUAAAAAAUUCUACGGCCGCAUCAAACGAUUGUCCGGAGAUUUGUUUAAUGAAGGAUUGCCUGCCGGGCUCUAUACACUGGUUGUUAAUUAUAAUUACCCAACAAAAGUAUUCGACGGUAGCAAAAGAGUCUUCCUGACAACGUCAUCUUGGGUUGGAGCAAAAAAUUUUUUCACUGGCAUAGCGUACAUUAUAAUGGGAAUUAUCUGCCUGGUUACCAUCAUAUUCUUUAAGAUUAUCACUCAUUUCUACGACAAACGGUUCAGGUAA
Molecule: messenger RNA, 987 nt
Organism: Helobdella robusta
Lineage: Eukaryota; Metazoa; Annelida; Clitellata; Rhynchobdellida; Glossiphoniidae
Exons: 5
Coding region: 1-987 (328 amino acids)
Cellular component (GO): Golgi apparatus; plasma membrane; endoplasmic reticulum
Source: RefSeq, a predicted model, not a curated record